UCUUAAUUUAUAAAACCCCAACUAGGCCCGGAAAGAAGAUUCAACAGUCUUUCUUGCCUAUUCCUCCUUUUCAGAAUAACUCGUUUUGUCUUGGUUUGAUUCUUUACAACUUCAACACUUUCAAAGCGGUGUUAUAACAACUUAUGGUUGCACUGAGAUAACUAUGGCGGAAACGAUCGGACUUGCCUCUGGAAUACUUGCAUUGGCGACGUUUGCCUUUCAAAGCAGUGUCUCUCUUUAUGAGACAGUGAAAAGUUUUCAAUCGCAUCCAAAGCGUGUCCGUGACCUUCUCGGGGAGCUGGAAGCUUUGAGCGCCGUGCUGGCACCCCUUGUUGAUCUAGUAAAAUCGACAUCUGAGGUUGAUCUAUCAGUCCUCGAUCUGCCAUUGUUCCGAUGCGGCAAUGCCUGCAAGGAGUUCCAGCAAGAGCUACUCCGAUGCGCGUCAAGAUCGAGCAGUAGUCGCGCAAGUUUCCGUGAUUGGGCAAGAUUGACAUACAUGGGUGGCAAUAUUGAUGAUUUGCGUGACUUAUUGGCAGGAUACAAAGCUACAAUUAAUAUUGCCUUGACUGAUGCCACACUGCGCCAAUCUACGGUUGCUGUUGAAAGCAUCAGGGACUAUGAGGGUCUGAUUCAAGAUACGAAGGAAGACCUGGGGGCUCGACUUGAGAAUAUUGAUCAAAAGUUAAAGCAGCUGGCUGAGAAGAACGGAAUUCUCUCUGAACUAGAUGCAAGUGAACUGCACUCAUUGAAGGAGGAGCGCCGGAGUACAGAAAAAUGCCUUCAGAUUUGCGCCCAGUUGUCAAGCCAUAUCGAUCAAAUUCAGCUGAUAUCCGACAAUGCAAGCCCUGCUGACGGAUCUGAGAUGGCUGAUAUGUCGCCCGAGACUGUUACGAAUGAAGGCUUACAAGAAUGUAAAAGGAGUCUAAUUGCUACAACCGCCAAGUUGGAAAAGCAUAUGCAAGAUGUCAUGGAUCGGCUGGUCGCGAAAUCGAGAACUACCGUUUCUGAUGAAGAUGCCCAAGAUUUGUCGCGGCUACGUGACGAAUGGGAGGCCGCUCGGCAGUGCUUGGAUAUCUGCACCCGUGCGGAUAGUCACUUCAAGGAGACUGUCAGUGUUAUCGAGAACCACGGCACUGGUGACGCUCUGCAGUUUAUGGUUUCCGCGAAUGGGAAAGUUCUUCAUGGAAAAAAUCGGGGUCUGGGUUGGAGGAAUAGACAAGUAGGAGGCUAUAUGAGCAACGAGUCAAUCCAGCAGCUAUCACGAGACCUCACAGCUCAUCACAUUGUUUAUUCGAGAAAUGAAGAGCCCACCUCAGAAUCCGAUACUUUGCCACGCGCAAGCGAUGCGGCGGGAGAUGAGACGGUUCCCGAAUUUAAGGAACGGUACGGGCGAGGUUUCACCCUAAGAUCGGCGCCGACACCAGAGACAAACAUAUCGUUCCGCAGUGCGAGCAAGCAGUAGAGCUUCAGCCUGUGAUCUUGCCACAAAAAGGCCCUAUAUAAAUGAUCUGUCUUUUCAUUGCAUUUUCCUUAUUUCAUUUGCAAGGGAUCUUGCUUGUUGGCUCCUCUGCUCUAAUGUGUUACUGUCAGAACCUUCACGAAACUAGGAGACGCUUCCUUUUUUCUGGCUUUGAGAUUUGGAAGAGAAAUUGGAAAUGUUGCUUGGCGCAGGAGAUCUGUAAGUGGUGUCAGACUGUUUGUUAAUGAUCUGCCUUGCCUACUUUCGGUUGUAUUCCUGUUUCUCUCGGUGGUCGGAGGAAGCACUGAAAUGCCCGGCAUGCCAUCAGCAUUUUGUUUGGGAGCGGAAAAGAGGCUGGUGAGAUAACGUCUUUCCAGAUUGUUGCAAAUUGAGGCCAUCAGUUCAAGGAUUCUGAAUCGUUUAAGACCAGCUCAUUUGGCCUCCAAAGAAGGCAACGAGGACCAGUUACUGGACAAGAUAAGACAAUUUCAGGGAAG
Messenger RNA from Aspergillus saccharolyticus JOP 1030-1, 1956 nucleotides. RefSeq lists its product as uncharacterized. Lineage: Eukaryota; Fungi; Ascomycota; Eurotiomycetes; Eurotiales; Aspergillaceae. The record is from RefSeq and is a predicted model, not a curated record. The transcript is spliced from 2 exons. Bases 164 to 1462 code for a protein of 432 amino acids.